Recurvomyces mirabilis is the source of this 1089-nucleotide messenger RNA. RefSeq lists its product as uncharacterized. The record is from RefSeq and is a predicted model, not a curated record. Gene Ontology annotation, molecular function: hydrolase activity. Lineage: Eukaryota; Fungi; Ascomycota; Dothideomycetes; Mycosphaerellales; Teratosphaeriaceae. The coding region runs from base 1 to 1089 and encodes 362 amino acids. The transcript has a single exon.
AUGCCCGAUUGGAGCAAGAAAACAUGGAGCGUCGAAGUCCCUGUUGACCACAUCGACCCGCCAGUCCCAGGUAGAGGCUACGAAAAGUGCAGCCCUCGGCAAGAAAUUCUACCUGCAGGCUGGAAUGGCUUCAAGUCAAAGGCACUCACAUCAGACAUCCUCGUCGACCAUGAUGUUUCCUGGCAGGUCCGUGACGGCGCAACACUCUAUGCCGACGUUUAUCGGCCACCGCAUACAGAUGAGAAGGUUCCGGCGCUAAUCUGCUGGUCACCGUUUGCGAAGAAGUUCAAUGGGAUUACCUCGUUGCAGGUCAUGACUUAUGCUAACCUUGGCAUUCCGGAUGGGACUCUUAGUGGACUGGAGAAGUUCGAGGGGCCGGAUCCCGCUGAUUGGUGCCCGAGAGGGUAUGCAAUCAUCAAUGUGGAUGUGCGAGGGACCGGUGACUCGGAAGGUAUCAUGGCUGUGCUUGGGUCGCAAGAAGGUGAAGACGGGUAUGACACUGUCGAGUUCUUCGCCAAGCAACCCUGGUGCAAUGGUAAGAUUGGACUUGCUGGCAACUCACAUCUUGCUAUUGCACAGUGGUUCAUAGCAUCUCAGCGUCCACCAUCACUCACGGCAAUUGCGCCUUGGGAGGGUUGUGGCGAUCUGUAUCGAGAACAGUUCGCUCGCGGUGGUAUCUGGGCUGGAGAUAUGUACGAGAAAAUCAUCAAAAAGUAUAUGCUGAGGGGCCACCAUGGCACGGAGGGGAUGAAAGCUAUGUUCGAUAAGCACCCUCUUGCAAACGAUUGGUGGAACGACAAACGACCGGAUAUGAAGAAUAUCAACGUCCCGACGUAUAUCACCGGAACGUGGUCGAAUACUAUGCACGGUAUGGGUGCUAUUCGUGGCUGGCUCGAAGUUGACACGCCCGAUAAGUGGCUGCGAUGGCAUCCGUGGCAGGAGUGGUAUGAUCUGUGGGGCAACAAGCAAGCAGUCCCCGAGCUCAUGCAAUUCUUCGACCACUACCUCAAAGGUGCUGACAACGGCUGGGAGAAGACGCCAAAGGUCCGCAUGGGUGUGCUCAAAUUCGGCAAAUCGAAACCUCUCUAA